UUAAUCAACGCUGACGUCCGCCUCUUUGCCUUCUUGUACACCUGAUUCCUAAUCACUCUUUGCCGUCUGGUGCCAGUCUAUAGAGGGGCGUCGACUUGCAUUUCUUCCUGUAUUGUGCAGAGCUCGCUUCGGUCUUUGAUCCUAGGAACUCGGGAUUAUCGUUACCAUUCGUUGCCUAUCGACCUUACGCCCUCGGUUAAUUUGUGCGUCUCGUUUUCGUCGAAGCCUCAUAAUCCUUUAAUACACCAAGGCUAUUCCGAGUUGCUGAUUCACCAGCAACCCCUUAUCUUCGUCUAUUGCACAUAUAUUGCUGUACACUUCAUCAUCUACAAUCACGAGUAUGGACGCUGGCGGUCUUGCUCAAAUGAGCUACAACUCGUCUUUCAAUAAUGGCGGUUCCCUGGGGGUCCCCGGGGCCAGCUUCGGCUCACGGCGGAAGGGUUCCCAUAUCAAGCGACUGAGCGUGCCUCCGCCGCACAUCGCGACUAUCGAUGAAUCUCAGCCCUCUGCACCGGUCCCGACCCCACGCACCAGCCGUUCUCAUCUUCUGGCGGGACUGAGGACCGCACCCAAGUCCGCGACUGUGCCGUCCGCAGUUCAGCGCCAGCAGCACCUGGGCUACGAAGGAGAUCGGUAUGGCAGCCAAUCGAACCGAUCUACGGAGCGUGUCCCCCAAACCGCUAUGGGAACCGGUUUCCCACGCCACGCGUUGGCCACGAACCAGAAUGUGGACAUGAACACGGGUCGUCCUAUGUACACUUUGCCGGAGCAGGUGCUCGCACCUCCGGCUAUUGACAUCGCUGGCGAUAUGCCAAUGGACGAUAACCUGUAUGCGGAAUUAAUGUCGACCAACUUGUUCCUGGCAGCCCAGCAACAGCGCCUGCAGCAGCAACUGAUUAGUGUCACUGCCGCCGCCCAGCAGUUCCAGGGCAUGAGCUUGGGUGGACCCAUGGCUCAGCAGCAACAGGAGUACCCUCAGCUUUCGGUUCCCAGCAUGAGCUUCUAUCAGCAACAGCUGCAACAGGGUGUCCAGCCGGUUGUGCAGCCGGUGCCCGGCCAGCCUGGACUUUUCUCGGUUUACAAUCCCUUGACCGGUCAGCAAAACUUUAUCUAUGACAAUACCUAUCAGCAGGAAAGCUCCACUUCUCCCUACCAGGAGGAAGAGCCUCUGUUCCCAUCCGCCACGCAGGUGCCUACCUUCAGAGCCGAGGUCUCUCCACCCGAGUCUCACCAGUCGCCCGUCAGCGUCGGUCAGCCAGUGUCUCCUCCGCGCUCGAGCCCCUCCCCGCCGCAGGAGGUCACCCCUCUGCCACCUCCGUCAAUCAAUGCUUUCCGUCGGGGCCACAAGAAGAGCUCGUCUUUCAGCCCUGCGCUGAAGCUGCCCAUUGACACCAUCAAAGCCAACAGCCAGAUGGUGGCUCCUGCUCCCAAGACCGCUGCCUUGCCUCAAACCCCGGCGACGGGAACCUUCGGCCCUGGCCAAGCUCGUGCCGGCGAGCACCCUACUCGUCAACCCCGUGGUCCUCCUUCUCUGGAAGAGCUGGUCGCCAAACCCACCUCCAAGUUCGAAGGCAGCAAGAACUUCGCCACCCGUCAGCGACGCCGGGCCGUCCACAAUUUGGUGCGUGCCGGCAUCGAACGACGCGGUGAUACCCGGAGCUUCGGUUGCCACAGCAGUGGUGGUACCAACACCCCCGCAAGUGAGAAGGAGUUCACUUUUUCGGAUGGAGAUGAUGCCACUGUGCGUAGUGGUAGUCUCUCCAGCAAGCCUAGUCUGGGUAGUCUCCGCGCAGCUGCCAAUGGCGCCAUCGGUUCCGAGAGGAAGGAAAGAUCUUCUCGCGAGCGCCGAUCGCAAGAUAGCCCGUACAACACGACCCCUAUCAGCGAGGACGGCGGGUUCUUCGGAGGAAAAUUUGCGGAGGUUCGAGCGGAUCAGGGCUCUCCUCGAGCGGGAUCCCCAUCGGUUGCUGCUGUCGUUGCUGGCCAGAAGACGGUAGCUCAGGGUCAGGAACGGCGCAAGACUCCGAUGCUUGUGCUGUCCAGCGCUGAGAAGCGUAAGACCCCCACCAUCAUGUAAUGUGAACGCCGUACAUAAUGUGAUUUUGACAUGCGCCACGGGAUGUGCCAAGCUUGGAUGAUUUGCUUAUUUUUUUUUUUUCCUCUCUGGGGUGUUUUGAAGCAUGUUGACUCUAUUAUUUUCCUGGUUCCGAAGACAAGAUGCUUAAUUUCUGUGAUGUCAAAUCCUGACAGAAAUGGUCCUGAGCGAUCUUUCUGUCUAUGU
Aspergillus homomorphus CBS 101889 is the source of this 2281-nucleotide messenger RNA. RefSeq lists its product as uncharacterized. NCBI's taxonomy places the organism in Eukaryota, Fungi, Ascomycota, Eurotiomycetes, Eurotiales, Aspergillaceae. The record is from RefSeq and is a predicted model, not a curated record. The transcript is spliced from 2 exons. Bases 341 to 2077 code for a protein of 578 amino acids.